GCGCCGCGGUGUUCACGUGACUUUGGGGCGCAGAUGUGGGGCACUAGUCUCGGUGCCUGUUCUCUCCUCUGCGGUCGCGUCCAGCAGCCUUCUGCUCCAGUCUUUUGGGUAAUUGUUGUUCAAGUUUCUUUCAGGUCUGCGCGCCUGUGGGUCCCAGCACUCUGCAGGGCCUGAAAAGGAGCAGCGACCUGUCCAGAAUCCCUGCAGGACAAGAGAAGGAGGUGAAAUCUCAACAUGGCAAAAAACUGCAAUAGAAAUGAAGGAAUGCCUUUGAAUCAAGGAGAGUUGGAAAAUGAAGAACAGCCACAAGGUGAGGGAAAGCCAGAAGCAGUUUGUACUCCAGAAGACAAGGAAAAGUUAGAAAAUGAUGUAAAGACACAGAACAGGGGAAAUAGAGAAAAUGUGGAAAUGCUGAAGGAUAAGGGAAAGCCAGAGAGUGAGGGAAAGGCAGAAGAAAAGCCAGAGAAAGAGGGAAAUCCAGAAAGUGAGGGAAAGUCAAAGAGCGAGGGAAAGCCAGAGAGUGAAACAAGAGCUGCUGUGAAGCGUCCAGCUGAGGAUGAUGUACCCAGGAAAGCCAAAAGAAAAACCAACAAGGGGCUGGCUCAGUACCUCAAGGAGUAUAAAGAGGCUGGACCUGAUAAGAAUUUCAGCAAUGAGGACAUGAUAAGAGAAUUUGACAAUAUGGCUAGGGUGGAGGAUGACUCUAGAAAAAGCAGACAAAAAUUAGGGGGGUUUUUGUGGAUGCAAAGAAAUUUACAGGACCCCUUUUACCCAAGGGGGCCAAGGGAAUUCAGGGGUGGCUGCAGGGCCCCAAGAAGGGACACUGAAGACAUCCCUUAUGUGUAGUGGCCCUGGUAGGCAUUUGCCAGGCCCUGCGCUUUAAUCUUAUGCUAAUAGUUUGUUUUAGAUAUCCCUCCUGUUACCAUCAGCCUUUUGACCCAGCUGCAACUCUCUAUGUUUCAAGUAGCGAAUUUUUCAUCCAUUGCACAAAAAAUAUGUUCAUAGUGCAUUGUAAAAUUUAAAAAAAAAUUGUAGAAACAAACAUAUGGCAUUGGUCCAUUUUUGUAAAGCUACAAAGAUAAUUUACUUAGCGAUCCAUGUAUAGAAAAUAACUGAAAGCUCUGUCCACUAAAAGAUUAACAAUAGCUAUCUAUGGGUAAUCUUUCCUUACAUUCUUUUUUGUUCAUCUGUCAUUUUCUCCUAAAAAGCGCAGAAUACUUUUGUUAUAAAAAUACUGAAAGGUAAAAUAUAGGAAAGCAAUACAUAAGCGAAAGAAUGGUCCAACAAGCUUAUAAAGCUUGUCAGGACUAAAAUGAUAGAAGUCACAUUACUUCUGGGACUUGAAACGGAAAGAAUCACUACAGAUCCAUUGCUGUAAGGGACAGCUUUGUCAUCUGUAAAGUAGAGAUAAAAUUUGUCUUCCAGAGCUGUGGAAAAGCUCAAAUGAGGUGCUGAGUGUGUGCACUGUGUUGGACCGGCUCCUACCUACCCUUGCACUAAUAAAACCAGUGCCCAACCAGACUCUUAGUGGAGAGCUGAGGAAAGUCUCACCUGGACCCAGAAGUAAGUCCAGACAGCUGAGAGGUGGGUGCCACCCUCCCUUGGGUAAUGCCAUGUUUGCUGGGCAUUGUGCCUCUUUUCAUGGAUCAAGCACCCUCCUGAUCAUGCAGCACCUGCUGCAACUGGUGGGCUGAAGAUCAGGACAGAUUAAGACAACAUUAUAUCCCAGCAGAAAGGGGAGAAUUCCUCUCUACCUGCAAUAGAUUUACCCUUGCAUUGUUUGGUAGUACCCAGUUGUCACUUGGGCCUCAAAACUUUAUGAAGUUUUUACAAAAAAAACCAUGCUUUUUAUUGAUUUUAGAAUGCUUUUACAUGUUGCUAUCUCCACCAGAUGUAGAUACUGAAGACUGAGCCAGGAGAAUAUUUUGAGUGAUCAUGUGCUGUGCUGUUCUCAUUUGCUAAUCUGUCUGCUGACACUUUUUCUUAGAAAUUGUCUCCCAGGAAAUUCCCAUGAGGCCCUGUCUGCAUUGCCAUCUCUACCUAUGUUAUUUUUCUCCCUGGCUCUUCCAUUUGCUUAUUUGUUUU
Molecule: messenger RNA, 2085 nt
Organism: Tupaia belangeri chinensis (Chinese tree shrew)
Lineage: Eukaryota; Metazoa; Chordata; Mammalia; Scandentia; Tupaiidae
Gene: TCEAL4
Product: transcription elongation factor A like 4
Exons: 3
Coding region: 235-846 (203 amino acids)
Source: RefSeq, a predicted model, not a curated record